Messenger RNA from Punica granatum (pomegranate), 1998 nucleotides. NCBI's taxonomy places the organism in Eukaryota, Viridiplantae, Streptophyta, Magnoliopsida, Myrtales, Lythraceae. The record is from RefSeq and is a predicted model, not a curated record.
UUUUGUUUGAAUGGGCAUUCAUAUUUUAAUGUAUACUCAGCAGCUCCCUUCCCCUAUAAAGUAAUUAGGACAGAAGUUGCGAAAAUAUGGGUUGAUCGCAUAAGCAUGGGGGAGGAGAGUCGUGUUCCCAGUUAUCAGAACCGAGUUUCCACCAUGGAUUCAGGGGAGAAGCGUCUCAACGAGCUCGGGUACAAGCAGGAACUCAGAAGGGACAUGACAAUGUUCAAGACACUGGCAAUAACGUUCUCGAGCAUGGCAGUGUUUACAGGGACGCCUCUUUAUGGGCCCAGCCUGCUUUACGCUGGCCCGGCCCCCUUACUAUGGGGCUGGGUCGUCGUCGCCUUCUUCACCUGGUUCGUCGGGAUCGCCAUGUCCGAGAUCUGCUCCUCCUUCCCUACCACGGGUUCUCUAUACUUUUGGGCGGCCCAUUUGGCCGGGCCCAGGUGGGGCCCAUUCGCCUCAUGGUCCUGUGCUUGGCUCGAAACUAUCGGCGUCAUUUCUGGAAUUAGUGCCCAGGCAUAUUCAGGGUCACAGACAUUGCAGAUGAUAAUUCUACUCGCGACUGGAACUAACAAAGGGGGAGGCUACUUCGCUCCGAGGAGUGUGUUUUUCUGUAUGUACGUCGGCCUGACCAUCGUAUGGGCAGUCCUCAACACCUUCGCCCUCCGGGUCAUUGCCUUCUUAGGCAUCAUUUCGAUUUGGUGGCAGGUCAUUGGUGGGCUGGUGGUGAUAAUAGGGUUACCGCUGGUGGCGCAGACAACGCAACCAGCUUCCUUCGUCUUCACGCACUUCGAGAUGGCCCCCGAGUCGACCGGCAUCAGCAGCAUACCCUAUGCAGUUAUCUUAUCGGUGCUCCUCAGCAACUAUUGCCUGUAUGGAUACGACGCAGCAGCCCAUCUAACAGAGGAGACGAAGGGCGCCGACAAGACCGGGCCGGUUGCGAUCCUCGCAAGCAUCGGAAUCAUCUCAGUCUUCGGCUGGGCCUACAAUCUCGCCCUCACUUUCAGCAUCCGAGAUUUCGGGUAUCUUUAUGAUGAAAGUAACGAGACCGGGGGAGCCCUCGUUCCAGCGCAAAUAAUAUAUGACGCAUUCCACGGAAGGUACCAUAAUUCCGCGGGGGCCGUUGUUUUCCUCUGCAUCAUUUGGGGGUCCUUCUUCUUCUGUGGUCUUUCCGUUACUACAAGUGCGGCAAGAGUUGUCUAUGCACUGUCUAGGGACAACGGGAUCCCGUUCUCGCCGGUCUGGAGGAGACUGCACCCCAAGCGCAGAGUCCCCGUGAAUGCUGUCUGGCUCAGUGCGGCCAUUGCCAUCCUCCUCGGGCUGCCAAUCCUGAAGCUUGACGUGGUCUUCACUGCAAUCAUCUCGAUAAGCACUAUCGGGUGGGUGGGGGGGUACGCGGUGCCUAUCUUUGCGAGGCUGGUGAUGGCCGAGGAGGACUUCAACCCGGGCCCGUUCUAUCUCGGCCGGGCGAGGAGGCCCGUCUGCUUGGUGGCCUUCCUGUGGAUCUGCUACACUUGCUCGGCUUUUCUUUUGCCAAUUUCUUACCCCAUCAAGUGGAAGACUUUCAACUACGCCCCCGUUGCACUUGGCGGAGUUUUGACAAUUGUUAUGCUCUGGUGGGUAUUGGAUGCUAGGAAAUGGUUCAAGGGACCGGUGAGGAACAUCGACGUGCAAAACCAGUUCCCAAACUUGUAACAACAAAAGUUCCCUCAGUUACUCCUGCAUCGAAUUAUAUAGUUGAUAUAGUUGAAAUACAUGGGUAACCCACCAGUUUUCAGGUUUCAGGUAAAAUCUGAGUGAUGAAAGAGCUGUCGGGUAAAUUUUUUCUAAUGGCGAAAAUAUUCAACAAUCAGGUUCAACCAUGUACAGGAGGUUUUGGAUAUACAUUCCUUUGAACCUGAGAACGGGUUAAGGUCCAAAUCUUCUGGCUCCUAAAGAUGUGAUUGAUCGACUCACUUUCUGCAAGAACAUGUUCUGCUAAUGCAUUUCCAUGAGAAA